Anthonomus grandis grandis is the source of this 1778-nucleotide messenger RNA. It is a transcript of the gene zyd, whose product is annotated as sodium/potassium/calcium exchanger 3. Gene Ontology annotation, molecular function: calcium channel activity; calcium, potassium:sodium antiporter activity. Bases 144 to 1658 code for a protein of 504 amino acids. Gene Ontology annotation, biological process: calcium ion transmembrane transport; intracellular calcium ion homeostasis. The transcript is spliced from 10 exons. Gene Ontology annotation, cellular component: membrane. The record is from RefSeq and is a predicted model, not a curated record. NCBI's taxonomy places the organism in Eukaryota, Metazoa, Arthropoda, Insecta, Coleoptera, Curculionidae.
GUAAUCAGUACAAUAGAGCAGGCAACUCGUUAAAGCGGGCGUAACUUUUAUUUUAGAGCAACAUUGAGCAGAUGAGUGGUUUUCCGACGCGUUUUUUACCACGCGAGGCGAAAAUUUCGUAAAUUAUUCACCCUGCGUGCAACAUGGAUUUCGAAACUUUGGCGUCAGGACUUAAUUGCACACCACCGGCAAUAGAUGAUUUUCCUUCCGAUCUAUUAACGGAAGAACAAAGGCGAGAUGGCGGCAUUUUGGUUCACAUAUUCGUUUCGCUGUAUCUGUUCGUAGCCUUAGCUGUAGUCUGUGAUAACUAUUUUGUGCCAGCCGUAGAAAAAAUUUGCCAUGCAUUAAACAUGUCGGCGGACGUAGCCGGAGCGACUUUUAUGGCCGCCGCGACGUCAGCACCCGAACUCUUCGUAAACGUGAUCGGCACCUUUAUAACUGAGGGCGACAUAGGCGUAGGAACCAUCGUGGGUUCUGCAGUUUUCAAUAUUUUAGCCGUGGCAGCGUGUUGUGGAGUCAGCGCUGGAAUGUGUGGAGUAAAAGUAAUCCCGUUGGACUGGUGGCCGUUGACACGUGACUGCUUGGCCUAUGGGAUCACGGUGUCCAUUUUAAUCUGUAUAAUUCACGAUGAGAGGAUCGAGUGGUACGAGGCUUUGAUAUUAGUACUUUUAUAUAUUGUAUAUAUAUUGAGUAUGUAUUUUGAUAAGUCCAUACAAAAAUGGGUUAGAGGGUCUGUAAGACAUAUCAAAAAAACGUCGAAGCAAGAAAAGAACCACUCUAUAUCAAUGGAAAACUCGACCAACAACACCAAUAAUGUCAAUGAAGUUCACUUAAACGACAAUUCACUUAUCUCAACGGAAACGACAAUUAGGAAGCAGAAAAAUUCGAACGAUAACAACAUUUACGUUAUCACGCCGGCCCAUUUAAACGGUUCUGUAAAGAAUGAGGAAUCUGUCGAGGUGAAGGAGGAGCCGCCCAAGUUGGAAUUGAGCAGCAGGGACACUGAAACGGAACUUCCGUUUUGGAAAUGGCCGGCGGGCAAAGGAAAAUUUAGCCAGAUGACAUGGAUAGUUACAUGGCCCAUCCGGCUAAUUUUCUUCCUAACCAUCCCGGACUGCGAAAAACCCAAAUUAAAAAAAUGGUUUCCCAUCACGUUUUUAAUGUGCAUCAUUUGGAUCGGAUCUCUGUCGUAUAUUGUUGCUUGGAUGAUAACGAUCAUUGGACAUACGCUGCAUAUUCCCGAUUCUGUAAUGGGAAUAACGUUUUUAGCGGCUGGUACCAGCGUGCCAGAAGCAGUGUCUAGCGUAAUAGUUACACGACAAGGUCAUGGAUCUAUGGGUAUCAGUAACUCAAUUGGAUCAAACACAUUUGACAUAUUAUUGUGCUUGGGUUUGCCCUGGUUUAUCAAGGCCACUUUUAUGCCUACAAUUGCUGGAAAAUAUUUUGUUGGAAUAAAUUCAGCGGGAAUAGAAUAUAGCGCUAUUUCACUCCUUUCGUCGCUUCUCCUGCUAUACGGGGCGUUUGCUUUGAACAAGUUCAGACUGGACAAGAGAGUUGGAUUAAUAUGCCUGUUAAUGUACGCGGUGUUUUUAAUUUUCGCGAGUUUAAUUGAACUGAACGCGUUCUUCAGAGUGAAUCUACCAACGUGCGGGCCAUAAACAAUGUUAUGAUAUAGCUGUUUUUUUUUAGUACUAACAUAUGCAGCGUUUUAAACCGAACAGUUUUAACCUACGUUUAGGAAGUAAAACUUUUGCCAUAAUACAUUUAAAUGCCAGUUA